AUGCCUCCCAUCUUCGAGAGCUUCCCUGAGCGCUUGCGCUUUCCGUCUGAACGUUCUAGGUUUGAUCUGGUGGAUGACUGCCGCCGUGUCUUCAGCGCCCGCAGCGUUGCCAAGGAGGACUCCGAGAGUGCAGGCCAGACGUUUUGGUUGUCGGCAGGCACUGAGCCCCGCUGCGGUUUGGAGCAGCUGGUUGCAGAGAUCACCUCGUGGCACCAAAGAAGGCUUGGUCUGGAGGUCCUGGGAAGUGAAUGGUGGACUCUUUGGCUGGAUGGGGAGGAUGACGAUGUGGGCUGGCACUGGGACGCCGACUACGAGGCUCGGGAGCGCGGAGACGUACAGCAUCCUCUCCUUGGCACUGUGACAUACCUCGAAGCUGGUGGCAGCGUUGCACCUACAGCGGUCCUCGAAGACUGCUUCGAGACUGAGCUCUUGGCCGGGAAAGGCGCAAUGGUAGCCAGGGCGCACCUGAGUUUGCCAGUGCCCGGAAAGCACAUCUGCUUUGAUGGGCGACUACUGCAUGCAGCGCCUGCACAGCUGCGGGAGAUCUUUGGGUCCGCCGAGGUCCAAUGCCUUGGUAAAUCCCAAAGGCGAAGGAAGCCAUCACGCACGACGCUCUUGGUGAACAUCUGGCAGCGGCAUCGACCCAAGGACCCUCGGCCCUUGGCCCGCGCAGUGGCAACUAAACUUGCCCCGGUGGUGAACACGUCUUCAUUCUCUCUGGGAAGCGGUGAUCCAGUAGAGCCUUUGGAAUUGCGAGUGGGUCGUGGAACCCGGGCUCGAGAGAUUUCUUGGCAAUUUGGGGAGGACGACUUGAUGUCAGUUUUGUUGCCCAUACCUGAAACCGCAGACAUAAAGGCGGACUCCAUCGCACUCCGGUUCAUUGAUGGACGGUGUGGUUGUGUCGGGUGA
This is a messenger RNA of Symbiodinium sp. CCMP2592, 909 nucleotides long. The record is from the annotation of a GenBank genome assembly. NCBI's taxonomy places the organism in Eukaryota, Dinophyceae, Suessiales, Symbiodiniaceae.